Rhopalosiphum padi (bird cherry-oat aphid) is the source of this 420-nucleotide messenger RNA. RefSeq names its product RNA-binding protein 42-like. The record is from RefSeq and is a predicted model, not a curated record. The coding region runs from base 1 to 420 and encodes 139 amino acids. The transcript is spliced from 3 exons. Gene Ontology annotation, molecular function: mRNA binding. NCBI's taxonomy places the organism in Eukaryota, Metazoa, Arthropoda, Insecta, Hemiptera, Aphididae.
AUGUAUGUUCAAUUUUUAAGCGAAUGUAAACAGACCAAAAAUAAGACUUCAAUAAGUAAAAGUGAAUUAAAUAGCAAAGCACACAUAGCAAUUGCAGCUGCUGGAUGUGCAUCAUCGUCUUCCAAAGUAUACAGUAAAAAACAAAAAAAAUUCUAUCGUAAAGCCGCUGGAAAGGUUUGGUACGAUCCAACUUUGGCACAAUGGUCAAAUGAUGAUUUUCGUCUAUUUGUGGGAAAUUUGGGAAGAGAAGUUAAUGAUCGUAUGUUGAGUAUGCCAUUUAUGCAAUAUCCUUCAUUCAUCAAAGCUUAUGUAGUGAAAAAUCGCGAGACAAGCAUGUCGCGUGGUUGCUAUGGAUUCGUAUCGUUUGCAAAUUCUGUGGAUUAUUUACGAGCUAUCAAAGAAUUACAUGGUAAUGUAUAA